AUGCAUCUCUUCUUUUUCUUUCUGUGUCUCUCUUCGCGUUCUCCUCUUUCUGCGUGGCUCUGUCUCUGUUUCUGUGGCUCUGUCUUCUUCUCUCUCUGUCUCUCUGUCUCCCUCUUCCUCUCUCUCUGUUUCUGUGUUUCAUUUCUCUCUCUCUUUCUCUGUCUCUGUCUCUGUCUCUGUCUCUGUCUCUGUCUCUGUCUCUGUCUCUGUCUCUGUCUCUGUCUCUGUCUCUGUCUCUGUCUCUGUCUCUCUCUCUCUGUCUCUGUGUGUCGCAUUUCCUGUCGAAAGGGCAGUGGGGGGCCCAAAGUGUCGAAGAGAGCGUGCAAGAUGGCCGACGACGCAGGAAAUACGGAACUCAAGUUCCGGAAGAAGAAGAAAAAGUCCAACACCCGCCAGCGCGAAAAGGUUUCCCUGGAAGAGCUUGUCAGUCAUGAUGCCGAAGAAGAGACCAAACUGCAAGAGGCCCUGGAGGAUCAGAAGAUGCGGCGCCGCACCACCGGCAUUGACGCCACCGGUGAAGUGCCCGAUAAGACAAGCAACACAAAGACAGACAAGCCCGAGGGAUGGAGUUUGACGGCAGGCGGCCUCAUGCCCAAAGGGCCCAUCAUCCAGGAUCGCGACCGCGAUCGCGACAACGAGGAUGCGCGCAUCAUGAAGGGCAUCGAUGCCACCUUCUCCUCUGGCACGGGACAACGUGACCAAGACGCUGAAAUGCUGAAAUAUAUUGAGGAUCGGUUGCAAGAGGAGCGCGGUGAGGCGCAAGACACCAACAGCGCAGCUUCAGAGUAUGAGCGACGCAUCAAGGAGCUAUAUGCGGUCCCCGAGGCUUUUCAGGUCGAGAAGCGCCCCGAAGUGGAUGAAGAUGCUGCCGUCGCCAAUGCGGGCAUGCUCUCCACCUCCCUCCUCUCUGGCAUUCCGGAAGGUACCACCCUGAUCCGUUCCUGCAGCAGCCAACCCUGUGGUUCCCUGUCGCCCCACUCGCGCAAACCCUCCGAAAAAAGACCAUUGCUAACCCUCCGAGAAAAGACCAUUGCUCUCGGCAAGAUCAUGGCUCAAUCCUGUGCUGUGCCCCGACUCGGUGUAGUGGACCUUCAAUCCCAGCAAGACUUACUCGAGGAAGACAACACCAAGGGUCGGCGCCGGGCAGGCAAACGUCAGCAGGAGGAUAAUACCCGCCGAGCUCGCCUGGCCAAAAUGGGCAACCAUGCCUACGCCUCGGAGCUCAACUACAGUAGUGCCCGCUUUCGACGAGCCAUGGCCGUACCGCAUUCGCGUCGGACGCGGCACUUCACGGCACCACCCCCCGAUGCCGUCAAGGACAGCUCGCGGGCCUUUAUGGCCGCCAAGCGCAAAGCGCUCAUGAGCGUGUGGAAGCCCGUGAGGGAUGAUUUUCUCUUUUCUCCCACUUGCCGUCACCAGUAUCACUCAAUAGCUGAAUUGGGAGUGUAG
Monosiga brevicollis MX1 is the source of this 1449-nucleotide messenger RNA. RefSeq lists its product as uncharacterized. The transcript is spliced from 9 exons. Gene Ontology annotation, biological process: mRNA splicing, via spliceosome. The record is from RefSeq and is a predicted model, not a curated record. Bases 1 to 1449 code for a protein of 482 amino acids. Gene Ontology annotation, cellular component: spliceosomal complex. NCBI's taxonomy places the organism in Eukaryota, Choanoflagellata, Craspedida, Salpingoecidae.